Molecule: messenger RNA, 9968 nt
Organism: Lingula anatina
Lineage: Eukaryota; Metazoa; Brachiopoda; Lingulata; Lingulida; Lingulidae
Product: receptor-type tyrosine-protein phosphatase delta
Biological process (GO): protein dephosphorylation
Molecular function (GO): protein tyrosine phosphatase activity; protein binding
Source: RefSeq, a predicted model, not a curated record
GUUAAAACACCAGCAUGGGAGGAAGUGAUAUUCUUAUAUGCAUAAUUGAAUAAAACGCUAUAUUGCAUUAGCAAAAAAGGACAGAUCCUUGCCACAUUGAGCGUUUUGUUGCACAGGAAGGAAAGAAUUAAAGGAGAGAGGCCAAGAGAAAAGUGUACACCUGAGUGUCUAACACCUACCCAAGUCAUGAGGAAAGCCUGAAGCACUAGAGACAUGGAGCCAAGACAAAGAUAGUAUCUCAGACAACAGACAGAUAAGACCAUACUGAUAAAAGGAAUACUAAGUGACUGCCUAAGCAGAGUUCAACAAAGGAUGUCACUUGUUAGCCAGGAAUAAUUAAGAAGAAGAAAGAAUAAGUCACAUUUUCUAAUUUCACUGCUGAUGCUCCAUAUUGGAAUAAACAGUUGCUGACUGUUAGAAUUCAUUUCCAUUGUGAUGGCAGCGCUCUGUGAAAAGAGAUUGCAGUUGAAAGUGAGGAAGUUCAAGUGUUACGACAAGAAGGAAUAAAAAACCAUUGGUCUGGCUUGAUAACAUGCACACUAGAACAUCUAAUUGUAUCUAAUGUGAUGGUGUGUUGAGAUAGUCCUCCCUCCAGCUGGUUACACUUCUAAUGAGUAUGGAUGACAUAUACUAGCAGCCUGUACAGUCCCUAGGGCCUUGUUAUGUGCAGCUCAUGGGAAAACUUGUCAGCAAGCCUCCUGUUUUUCCUUGAUGUAUGAAUAAUGAGAAGUGAUAAUAUGUAUUACUGCUGAAGUGGACUUUCUGUGUUUCUUACCCAGAAAUUGAAACUUUUUGGACACAAAUUCAUGGAAUUACUCAAGGUUGUUGGUAUGUGAAUACACUGACAUUUAUAAGAUUAAACGAAAGGUAUAUCAUAUAUCACCUGUCCUAGAUGGAGGGAGAACAUUUUAAGAGACAUACAAAGAAACAUUUGUAUUGUUCUGGAUUUGGCAGAAAAAGGGCAUGUUACUUCCAGUGACAUGGAUGGCUUGUGACAUCUUUUUUUUGGAAACACCCUGAUGAAGAAUUGAGCAAGUUGCCUAUGCUUGACUACUGGAACUAAAUAAUGCUCUCUCUGGUUACAAGGAGUGGAAUGGAUACGUGAGCUUAGAAGAAGAAAAUACCAAGUAUUGAAAUACACUGUGGUUAAGAAUGAACAGUUAAGUUCGCAAACAAGAUUUACUUGAUUACUUACUAGAUGUAUUUGAACAUGUUACUACAGGUCAAGGGAAACUAGACAGGAAUGCUGGUUACACGUUGCGAGCUCGAUUUUUUUAAUGUCAUCCAAAUACCAACAGAUUGUUUGACAUUUAAAAAUAAUAGCAACUGAGCAAUUGAGAUAGAUGAUCUUUUUCAGUAGGGAGUGACAGUUUAUAACAUUUUUAGCAGAGAAUUGUGAAUAUGGACCAGGUAUCAGAUGACAAAGUCACCUGAAAAUUACAGAAAUAAGCCGUGAAAUCUACAUUCGAGAAUAAUGGAAAGAGAGUGAUUGAGAUAAUGAAACUUUAUCCGUGAUGGGAAAUGACUGAAAAUCACUUUUUUUGUCACACAAUUGUUGACCUGUGAUCAGAUGACGCAAGUUGUGCCACUUUUGGAUUGAUUAUAAAUACAUUAGCUUAUAUAAGGAAUAACUUCCUCUGGUAAGCUAAGCGCUGGCAAAUUACAAUGAAGCCUAGCUUAGGGGACCAAGUUCUCAUCUUCUUAGCAACAUUAUGCUUGGCCUCCUGUCGAUUGUCAGAAGCGGACGAUGGAAAUUUACGUGCAAAUACCUCUACCCUGGAGUUCCGAUUUGUCAACUAUGUAACACAUGAACCCUCAAUAAUCCAAUCUCCACAAAGCAAGAAGGCUCCAAAUGGAGGUAUUGUGAGCUUCUUUUGCAAGGCCAGUGGGAACCCUGCACCAGAUAUAAAAUGGCAGAAAAAUGGAAACGAUUUGGGUACCUCAAAGCAACGCUACCUGGUAUUUGAUAUGCCAUUUGGGUCCGUCUUGAGGAUAGAGCCGGUGAGACAGAGAAGAGAUGAUGCUAUGUUCACAUGCACGGCCACCAAUGGGGUGGGAGAGGCAGCCUCUGCUCAAGCACAGUUGACGGUAUAUCCCAAUGAUAUGGAGAUGCCACGCACAGCUCCAAAAAUUGUAGUCCAACCCAACCUGAAGUCUGUAGAGAAGGACCGGCCUGCCAGUAUGCAGUGUGCAACAGAGGGGACUCCCCCACCUAGGAUAUACUGGCUAAAGGACUAUAUACCAGUGGAUAUCUCAGACCCUAGGAUAACUGUCUCGGAAUCUGGCACGCUCAAUAUUAUGAACAGCCGAAAAUCAGAUCAAGGGAAAUAUGAAUGUGUUGCAGAGAAUGAAGCUGGAGUGGCCUAUUCCUAUGCUGCCAAUCUAUAUGUGAGAGUACGUAAUGUGGCUCCUCGUUUCUCCAUCCAGCCCCCAGAAAUGUUGGAUGUGAUGCCAGGAGGGGACAUCAACAUCACCUGUGUUGCUGUGGGUUCUCCAAUGCCUGUCGUCAGGUGGAAGUUAGGUGUCACAGAUCUAGCCCCAGUGGCUGAUGCCCCCUUGGGAAAGAAUGUUCUCAUCCUGAAGGACGUUCAACAAUCUGCAAAUUAUACUUGCUUUGCAGCUUCUGAUUUGGGCAAUAUCGAAGCUAUUACUCAGGUCAAGGUCAAAGCGCUUCCCAAUCCUCCUGUUCACCUCGAGAUAUCCGAGGUCACAGCCACAUCUGUUAAACUUAGUUGGGAUGAAGGAAACAAUGAUCCCAUAGACAGUUAUAUUAUCAACUAUAAGCCCAAGUAUAAGCAAGGUGUGGAAAGCAAAUCAAUAUCAGGCAUUGUAGAAACUGAACACACUAUUACUGGCCUGGUCUCUUAUACCAUCUAUGAGUUCAGAGUAGUAGCAGUCAACAAUAUUGGGCGAGGGAGACCCAGUGAGCCAAAAGAGUGUACAACUGGGGAACAACAGCCCAGUACACCUCCACGCAAUGUCCGAGCCCGUCCAUUGAGCACUAGCACACUAUAUGUCCAGUGGGAUGAGCCAGAAAUACCUAAUGGACUCAUCUUGGGAUACCAGGUGUACUACACCCUGAAAGAGGAAGGCGAGAACUUGGCCGAAAGACCUUAUUACACAUGGCAAAACAUGGCAGUUACUGAUAAGGUAGCCAAUAUUCGUAACCUGUCUCCAAACAGGACAUAUGUUGUCUGUGUCCUGGGAAGAACCAGUGUUGGCGAUGGACCUCCGUCAGAGUAUGUUGAAGUCCUAACAAGACAAGGAGUGCCAGAGCAACCUAGGAAUUUACAGACGGAGGUACGAGGCCCAGACCAGAUUUACGUUACCUGGGAAAAACCGGAGAAUUCUGACGACAUUAUCACAAGUUAUGAGUUAUAUUACCAAUCUCCAUCAAGGGGGAAGGUCCGUGUGACCAUUCAGCCCCCAGUGGAGAGUUACCUGUUGGAGGAUCUAAUCCCAGCCACGGUAUACAACAUCCAUGUCCUUGCUAAAUCAGAGAGGGGGACAGGACCUGAGAGCCCUGUAGUCCAAGCAACGACGCAGGAGUUCACCCCCUCUGCCCCUCCACAAGAUGUCACCGGCGAGAUAGAGGGAGCCACUGCUAUCAUCAUCAAAUGGAGUCCACCUCCUCUCAAUGCCCGGAAUGGGCAAAUUACAGAAUACAAAAUCCGCUAUGUGGAAACUGAAAGUGGCCAACAACUGCAGGAGGCGUCAGUGGUCACUGUGCUUGGAGAAAAAGACAGUGUGGUCAUACGCAAUCUAAAAAUUUGGACCAAGUACACAAUAUGGGUACAAGCAGCCACUAGAGUGGGCCCAGGCCCCAACUCUGUCCCUAUUGUAGUUCGAACUGAUGAAGCUGUCCCAGGCAGGCCUGAGCGGGUUAGAGUGGAAACUGUCAACUCCACUGCCAUCCGGGUGAGAUGGAGCUCACCGGCUCCAGACAAACGAAAUGGCAUCAUCCGCGCCUAUGUAGUGAUCUACGGAAAAAUAGACAUCAGCAGCAUGCAGUUAAUAGGGAGCAGGAAGCGCCACACGAUCAGCGGUGGUCAGGUGACAGAAACGGUCAUCACUGGACUGCAACCGGAUUCUUCCUACAAGUUCCAGGUGGCUGCAGUGACUGGGAAGGGAGAUGGCAUUUAUAGCAAGGGGAAAAUUGCUAAGACAUUAGGGGCAGUCCCAGAAAGACCACGUUCCUUCAGAGUAAAUUUAAUCAACGAAGAUCCGCCCAUGGUGCAGCUGGUAUGGCAGCGACCUAGGAAUAUCUAUGGAGCUCUGCAGGCGUAUAAGUUGGAGUACGGAAAAGUUGGUUCUGACAAAUUUGAGACUAUAGCACUUGAAGCUGAACAGUACCAGCGCACAGUAACGUCACUAGAUCGUGGUGCUGAAUACGAGUUCCGACUGUCAGCCAGAAACACUGUCGACUAUGGCGAAAAGGCAGUACAGAAUAUCAAAACACCAGAUUCUGUACCCUAUGGAUACCCAAUGAACUUCACCAUGAGCGCCAAGACUAGCACAGUGGCUCAGUUGAGCUGGAAGCCACCUCCAGCUGACCAGUGCAAUGGCAGGAUCAUCAUGUAUGAAAUAGAGUAUUACAAGAAGCUGGACGACAUCAAUUCCUUCUCAUUGAACGUAUCACAAAUGGAGACUGAAGUGUCUGGGUUGGAAACCAACGAAGUCUACUUGUUUCAAAUCAAGGCCUACACCAGCAAAGGACCAGGGCCAUGGAGCCCUAAAUAUCAGUUUAAGACAUAUAAACAAUUGCCUGCAGCACCCACCAACAUUAAACUUCGUCGCACAUCUCACUCCACUAUCCAAGUGACGUGGAAUGCCCCCAACUUCCCCAUCAAGGGUUAUAGAAUAUUCUAUAGCUCUUUCCCCAACAGGGACAUGGAUCUGUGGACCAAAAAGACUAUCCCGCCAGUGACUGCCACUGACUUGAUUCAGUUAACUGACAGUUGUUACUAUGUGCGCGUCCAGGCCCAGUCGCUGGAUGGAAGAUUUGGAAACCUGUCCGAUCAAGAAGAAAAUUGUGAGCAGCCUCCAGAAAUCCCCCAGUGUGUCCGCUCCUUCACAGCAGUGGACACUAGCUCAGAUUAUGUAGUCUUGGACUGGGACCCUCCACUUACACCAGGUGUGGUGAAGUAUAAGAUCUUGUACGAAGGUAGCCAGAGGGACAUUCUUGUCCAUCCUAGGUCAGAAAUAACUGUGCGCAACCAGGAACGGGUCAAAAUCAGCGAGCUGUUUCCUGAGACUCGCUACACUUUCAACAUCAGCGCUCAGUUCUUAGAUGGGUCACUUGGGCCAUAUGUAUACACUUUGGCUGAAACACAGAGAGGAGUCCUUGAACGUCCACAAUUCCGAAAAAUGAAUGAGGAUAAAACCAUAGGAUUCCAGCUGAAAUCUCGUAGUCGUAUCGGCAAGGUGGACUAUUACUGGGUUGUUGUGGUGCCCAAGUCCCACUUUGACAUCAAGGAACCCAAUGAAUUUGAAGAGAAUGAGCUGCAGAGUGAUAUCAGUCCAGCCUACAUUGCAGCCCAGUUUGAGGGAAAUAAUCUGCCAGACAUGUUUUCUUUGAGUGAUGGAAACAUGUAUGGGAAUUACCGAAACAAAAGGCUAGAUGAGAAUGAAGAAUAUAAGGUCUUUCUACGUGCAGUGACAACCGAAAAUGAGGUCACGUCCAGUGACUACUCUGAGCCAUUCAGCCUGAAGAGAGGGGUGCCCCCCAGGAGAAGCCCUCUGACCCCUGCUGGAGGAGGUUUUAUCUGGAUUGUGGGGGUAGUUGCAGCAGUCAUUCUCCUCAUUAUCUUCAUUGUGAUCGUCUUCUUUGUUGUCAGGAGAAAAUCAAAGAGGAAAGAGAAGGCUCCGGAGCCUACCAAAGUAUUUGUUGAUCCAACACCCCCAGGGCCACAACACCCUACAGACCCUGUAGAGAUGAGACGGAUGAAUUUCCAGACACCAGCCAUGAUCAGCCACCCACCUAUCCCAGUAGAACAGCUGGCUGAACACAUAGACAGACUGAAGGCGCAGGACAACCUGAAGUUCUCUCAGGAAUACGAGUCAAUAGAACCAGGGCAGCAGUUCACAUGGGACAACUCCAACUUGGAGGUCAACAAACCCAAGAACCGCUACGCCAAUGUCAUCGCUUAUGACCACUCCCGGGUGAUCCUUCAGCCUCUAGAUGCCAUCACAGGCAGUGAUUAUAUUAACGCCAACUACAUGGAUGGGUACAGGAAGCAGAAUGCCUAUAUUGCAACCCAGGGUCCACUGCCGGAGACUUUCUGUGACUUCUGGCGUAUGGUGUGGGAACAGAGGUCAGCCACAAUUGUGAUGAUGACAAAACUGGAGGAGAGGUCAAGGAUCAAGUGUGACCAGUACUGGCCACUCCGCGGCACAGAGAACUAUGGCGUGAUGCAGGUGACCAUACUGGACAUCAUGGACCUGGCCACCUACACCAUACGCACCUUCCAGCUGUCACGGCAGGGCUAUCCAGAGAAGAGGGAAGUGAAGCAGUUCCAGUUUACAGCCUGGCCAGAUCAUGGGGUGCCGGAUCACCCCACACCUCUACUGAUGUUCAUGAGGAGGGUGAAAGCUAGCACACCUCCAGAUUCAGGGCCCAUGAUCACACACUGCAGUGCUGGUGUUGGAAGAACAGGUGCUUUUAUUGUCAUAGAUGCCAUGUUAGAGAGAAUACGCCAUGAAAGAACUGUCGACAUCUAUGGUCACGUCACAUGCUUAAGAGCACAGAGAAACUACAUGGUGCAAACAGAAGACCAGUAUAUAUUCAUUCACGAUGCCCUUCUGGAGGCAGUCACCUGUGGAAAUACAGAGAUUCCUGCCAGGAAUUUGUACGCACAUCUCCAGAAACUCACACAGCCAGAGCCAGGGGAGACAGUCACAGGAAUGGAAUUAGAAUUCAAGAGGCUAGCUCACACCAAGGCCAACCCUUCCAGGUUUGUCAGCGCCAAUCUUCCAGUGAACAAAUUCAAGAACAGAUUAGUCAAUAUCCUUCCAUAUGAAAACACCAGGGUGUGUCUCCAGCCAAUUCGAGGAGUUGACGGCUCAGAUUAUAUUAAUGCAAGCUAUAUUGAUGGUUAUAGGUACCGAGGUGCCUACAUUGCCACACAGGGUCCCCUGGGGGAAACCACAGAGGACUUCUGGAGAAUGUUGUGGGAGCAUAACUCUACAAUCAUUGUCAUGUUGACAAAACUCAGAGAAAUGGGAAGGGAGAAAUGUCACCAGUACUGGCCCAGUGAGAGAUCUGCCAGGUAUCAGUAUUUUGUGGUGGACCCCAUGGCGGAGUAUAACAUGCCUCAGUAUAUCCUGAGAGAAUUCAAGGUCACAGAUGCCAGAGAUGGCCAGUCGCGGACCAUCCGUCAGUUCCAGUUCACCGACUGGCCAGAGCAAGGAGUGCCCAAGUCUGGGGAAGGGUUCAUAGACUUCAUUGGACAGGUGCACAAGACAAAGGAACAGUUUGGACAGGAUGGACCUAUAUCAGUGCACUGCAGUGCUGGCGUGGGUCGCACCGGUGUGUUCAUAGCCCUGAGUAUAGUCCUGGAGAGGAUGAGAUAUGAGGGCGUGGUGGAUCUCUUCCAGACAGUCAGAAUGCUGAGAACACAGAGGCCAGCCAUGGUACAGACAGAGGACCAAUAUCAAUUCUGCUACCGUGCUGCACUGGAGUAUUUGGGCUCAUUUGACCACUAUGCAAAUUGAACUGCUGAUAGAAAACUCAACCGACGGGAUGUUUCAAUAGUUGAAGAAUAGGACAACACACAUUAGAUAUUGAGCCUUUGAUUACUAUGCAGUCAAGGAUUCAAGAGUCUUUGUGAUUCCCAAAUUGAUAAAAUGUGUGAGGACAAUCACUGGUAUUGACAGAACCAUCACAAAAAAUAUGAUGUACUUGAUCUCAGAAUGAUAGAAAUACAGGAUUAUUAACCAAGCAGAAUUUUAAAAUAGAUACCCUCAUUGAGAUCAUGCAGCUUAGUCUGGAUUUUAGACCCCCAGUGGAUAACAGUACAAGGGAUUGAUGUACCUCUCGAGACUGCAACAUAUCAGAACAUGGAAUAAAGAGAGUUCAGUUUCUUUUAAAAGAUUAUGUCACAAUGCAUAAGGUUACAAAAAAAUGAAAACAAACUUGGAAACCGUAGUUCUUGUUGUUGAAGAGCCAGUAGAAUUAAUUUAGAAAAAAAAAAUAAACAGGGAAUCUGCAUAGUAUAUUUCAUAAAACCUGGGCUGUGUCUAAUUACCUGGAGAUACAUGUGUGUGGUCGCAAGGUUGCAGAGAAUGCAAUAGCACAAAUGUGAUGUAUAUAUCUAUCUAUAAGUAUAUCCAUGUGAACAACAUAUCUAGGAGUCUGUGCAACAUGUGCCAAGAAAAUGCACUGAAGUUGAGACUGAAGGACUGAGUUAUACAUUACAUGUUGGACUGAGUUAAACGUUAUGGAUGGAGGUUCACAGAUUGAUUUAUCAAGAUGUUAUUUUCUCAUUUAAACUCCUACACGCCCAAUGGGACGUAUAUGUAGCAAACGCAUUUGAAUUUGUAAGUAACUUGAUUGAAGGGCAGUGUCAACUGGCCAUUGCAAAUCUCCCCAUUGUGGAGGAUUUGCAGUACAGAGUGAAGAGAUCCCCAAAAAAUUCUCAUUUCCAAUGCUGAGUCCUUUGCUACAAUAUGGGAUACAGCCUAAAUGUUGAUGGCCAUGUUGCCUUGAAGCCCCAGUCAUCAUUACUGUGGUGUAUCUAUUGUAAAUCCUGUAGAUGGGGCAUGUGUGUUGAGUAGUGACAUUUUAGACUGCUGUAGUAGUAACCAUAAAACUUUCUAUCCACCUGAGCAAAACGGACCAUGUGUUGGUUAAUGAAUAUAGAAGUGGCAUUAUUUGGAGGGAUUUUCUCAGAGAAGAUAUAGAUAAUUAGGUUCUGUGGAUUUUGUAGUAUUUUCUUUUCACAAAGGUGCUGCCCGUGUAACUUAAAAUUGAGUAGGACAUGUAACAGUUUCAUAACCACCACUUCAUCAUAUCAAGAGUACAUAGCAAUUCAUUAUAUACUGUAAUGUAACAAAACAAUACCCUAUUAUUCUGCAUGUUAUGUUAUAUUGUUAAUAUGUGUUGCUUAUAGGUGGGAGGGGGAUAUGAAAUGCAGGUUGAAAACCUUGUAAAUGAAUGAUUUCUGUUCCCAGAUGGUAAUUCUCACUUGUCAACGUAUGUAAUUUUAUGUAUCUUGGGGGUUUGCAUUUGGUGCAACAACUGAUCUAGUAACUGAGCUCAAAUUGUAAAGUUUUUUUAUAAAAACAUUGGUGUAAGUAAAAUAUAUUUACUGAGGCUAACUCUGCAAAAUACAUUCAUUAAAAGGAAAUAAUAAUAAGCACACAUAUGAUAUUGCAAAUCGUAUUAUUCUGAACCAGUAAUGUAGGAAUAUUUUUUGAGCAUGGCAUCACUAUUGCUUCAAUAUUGCUGCACACUUUGGUGGCCGCCUUUGUCUUAUGGUUUAAAAGAGGGAGUAAAUAGUUCAACAGUAUUAAAACCCCUUUGUACAUGUUCAGUUUUCAGAUUGUAUUAUCAUGAAUUUAAAAGAAUCUGUAAUAUUCCUUUGAUUUAAUAUUAUUUUGUACAUUGUAAUGGUAGGGAGAAUAAUGAGAUGUAUAUGUACAUAAAUGUCCCAUUUGCUUCAGCUGCUUUGCCCAAAGUUUUUUAUACAAAGCUCUUUGUAUUGUAAUAUUUAAGUUUUUACAUGUUGAGAAUAUGAAUAAUAUUAGUGUGCUUUGUGUAUAUAUAUCGAGAUUGCAUAUUGAAGGUUGUCAGUUUCGGUAUUUUAUGUUGCCAUGGUCACAAAAACUAAUGAAUAUUUGUAUUUUCUUUGUAUGGUGUUAGCAUUCAGUGUUUUUCAGUGGUGUAACAUUAGAUCCAUACUAUGAUGUAGUGGUUCAGCUCCAGCUGGUUCAAUUUUGUAAAUAAACUGGACAUACAUUGUAUUUCA